Molecule: messenger RNA, 498 nt
Organism: Moneuplotes crassus
Lineage: Eukaryota; Ciliophora; Spirotrichea; Euplotida; Euplotidae
Source: the annotation of a GenBank genome assembly
UUUUUUGAAUUAAAUAACAAUAUUUCAAAAUGAGUGCAUCAGGUGCCACAAUGCAAAACUACCUCACUGACCUCAUUCAGAACCUUGAAUCAAUGCGGCUUGAUAGGGAAGAAAUCCAGAGCGAGAUCGCUGAAUUUGAGAAGAACAAGAAGGAAAUAGAAGACAACAUUAUGGUUCUCUCUACUAGGCUACAAGAAUUGAAUACUUCUCUUGAGAAAAAGAGAGCUGUCAAGCAAGAAUUUGUAUCUAAUAUAACUGAGAUUUCAACAGCAUUUAAUAAAAUUCUAGAGAGUUCUCAGACCCUUUUGCAUGUUGCCAAGAAGGAAAGUAAUACACUUGAAAAGAAAAAAGAAAAGGUGAUGAAUGAGGAGGACUCUGAUGCCCAGAAGACUCCAGUAAAGGUAGAUGAGGAUCCGCAAGAAUAGACCUGUCAUUGGUAUGGUAAUAAGUCUACAAGGAGUUAGUUUAUCAGCAGGAUUUCUAAAUCAAUUAUUUUAA